AUGAAGAAGAUGUCUGCCCGCACGCUAGUGUCGCGCUUGAUCCCGCCACUCGCGGCGCAGUCGCACAAGGGCCAACAAGGUCGUGUGGGCGUCGUUGGAGGAUCAUUUGAGUAUACUGGUGCACCGUACUACGCCGGUAUUUCGAGCCUUAAGACGGGAGCGGACUUGUGCCAUCUGUUCUGCGUGGAGGAGGCUGCUGUCCCAAUUAAGAGCUACAGUCCUGAGCUGAUUGUUCACCCGCUGCUGCACUCGGACGCGGCGUUGGCGAGAGUUGAGGAAUCGAAGCGCGCUGCGGUCUUAGCGGAGGCGGUGGAGAGAAUUGCACAGGUGCUGCCGAGACUAGACGCGCUGGUUGUUGGUCCCGGACUCGGACGAGAUGCUAGUGUACAGGAGAUCGCCCGAAAAGUGAUUGAUAAGGCCAAAAAAGCCAAUUUACCAGUGAUUUUCGACGGCGACGCACUGUAUCUGGUUAGUCUGGAGCCGGACACGGUGAAAGGAUACAAGAACGCAAUCCUCACGCCGAAUGCAAUGGAAUAUGCACGACUGUGCGCUACGACGGGCCUGGUAUCCAGCGUUGACGUCGCCGAAGCCGCAAAGAUUCCACCUGCCCAGCUCAGUGAAGCCUUAGGAUUUCCAGUCAUCAUUCAAAAGGGCGCCAUCGACACCUUCUCGGACGGCAAGACCACCUGGACAAACGAUGAAUUUGGUUGCCCACGUCGGUGCGGUGGACAAGGAGAUGUCCUUACCGGAGCAAUCGGCACAUUUGCCGCCUGGACAAAGAAUUCUGAUCUGGGCAACUUUGAGGGCAAUCCACUAUUACUUGCUGCCUAUGGAGGCUCUCUUGUGACACGAGCCAGCAUCGGCAAAGGCUUCGUCAAGGCAUUCCCCAGCUCGUCUAUGUAG
Phytophthora infestans T30-4 is the source of this 903-nucleotide messenger RNA. RefSeq lists its product as uncharacterized. Gene Ontology annotation, molecular function: ATP-dependent NAD(P)H-hydrate dehydratase activity. NCBI's taxonomy places the organism in Eukaryota, Oomycota, Peronosporomycetes, Peronosporales, Peronosporaceae. Gene Ontology annotation, biological process: metabolite repair. The record is from RefSeq and is a predicted model, not a curated record. The transcript is spliced from 8 exons. Bases 1 to 903 code for a protein of 300 amino acids.